AUGGCCCCUGCUACCCGAUCUGGCCCUCCCCCUGCACCCGCCCACAGUGGCGCAGCAACCACUGACUCCUCGCUGACAAGUUUGACUGAUUCAGUCGAGGCCGGUGGGCUCUCACAGGCUCAGUCCCAAGCCGGUCCUUCCCUGAUUCCAGCCGAUCAGCUCUCGCAAGUCAGUCACCUCGGCGAUCCAGACGUGCCUCAGUCGUCUCCCAACGAAGACGAGGCAACACCUAGCCCGCUCUCUCCACCAGCACAGCCCCCUAUUCCGGCGUCGCCACCUUUGGCGAUACCUUCUACCACAGCAAACGCCAACGCACCUAUGGCUCUUCCUGUCAAUCAGUCCGCUCAAACGGAAAUUGAAGACCAUCAACCACCGCCCGCCUCCACACCACAGGCGACCUCGGGAAGCCGAGCUGCCGACCACCCGACUCAGCUCCCUGCGCGCGCUACCUCUCUCGCGCCGUCCGACACACCCUCUUCGUGGCACUCGGAUCUCCAAAUCCUUUCUCAGAACCAAGCCCUCCUCACUCGUCUGCUACAUAGCAUGCACGAGCAGAACGUUGUCCGACCUCAGAGUAUCCCUGCCUCCUCGACGCCCCCUGCCAACGACCCUACGCUUCAGACAUCAUUCGAGCGCAGGCGUCGUCUCCGUCCCGCCGACCUCAGUAAAUUCGGCGGUUCAGACACAGAGGAUGUUGAUACCUGGCUCGAAAAACUAACGGCGGCCCUCGAGCAUGCCGAUUACCCCGAGUCUGAACUUCUUACCAACCUUCCCUUCCUUCUCGAAGGCAAAGCUCUCGACUGGUUCACGGACCUGGGCUCGGUUCGCCGAGACUAUCAGACUUGGGACGAGUGGCGUGUAGUUUUCAAAAACGCGUUCAGGAUCCCUGAUUUCGAGGGAGUUAUGCGCCGCAAGUGCAUCGCGCGCCGCCUGCUACCAUUUGAGUCCUUCGCCGACUACUUCGAUGCAAAACGUCGACUUCAGCGUUGGGUGUAUCCUGAGGGCACCUCUUCAAAGGAUCUCAUUACCGAUAUGGUCGAAGGUAUUCCUCUGGCGAUGCGUGCCCUGAUCAAAGCAUCGACCCCGCCUGGUUCAUCUUUAGACGAUUUCCGUUGUAUCAUGCUGGAUCUACAACCCAGUCUCCGCUCGCAAUUCCCUUCGCCGAGCACCAAACCCUCCAGACCCCAAAACGGUGGUCAACCCCAACGGCCUCCUACCGACCAAGGACGCCAGUUCCAGCAGCCACGAACAGGCCCUCCUCCCUCUGCCUGCAAAGCAUGCGGUGAAUGGCAUUGGCGUGAGUUCUGCCCACUCAAUAACCAGCGUUCUGCGAACGGCUCGUCCCCUGGCUUUUACGGCCGUCAAAACAAUGGCCAAAAUGAGCACCAGCGCCAGGACGGUAUGGGACGCAACUUCGUUGGGUCCGGAAGUAACGGCAUCUCUCGCCCAUCCAACAAUCGAUACCCAGACCACCAGCAGGGUAUGCGCCCAGCCCAGAGCCACUCCCAAGGUAACGGCAAUUUCAACCGCGCUCCUCAGCACCCUCGCGCUUCGUUGAACGUUGUGACGGCACACCCUUCUACCUCUGCCGACGCCGGUUCCGUCAGCUCCGGGAAUCACCGGGCAGCCGACGUCCUUCCCGAAGGCACGCCUCACAAUGCCGAAACAACCGCUCCUUCCGACGUGUUGGACCUCGUCGCAGAGCCUUUCGAGCACGUUGAUAAAACCCUGACUUAUGCGUAUGGCCGAUUCGGCACAGACAAGGAAGGUUCUGCAUUGCAUAGAGUCAUCAUUGACUCUGGCGCGUCCAUUACUGUUCUCAAUGCCGACUACGCCGAUCAGCAUCUUGCAGCAUAUGCUCGUCACCCUCUACCGGCCAACUUCCAAUUGUCAGGCAUGGCAUCCCUUGCUUCUGCGUUUUACAUUCACGCGUCUAUGCAGUUUGUCGACACAGACGGACAAGACAUCACCCUCGAAGCAAAUUUCUUCCUCGCCAAAACAGAGAGUGCAAAUAUUAUCCUUGGGAACGAUGUCCUGCUUCCACUCGGUGCGCGGAUCGACCUCGAUUUGCUCCUGCUGUCCUUCCGAGACAUGCGAGGUGCUAUUCCCAUCACCGCAUCCAUAAAGGAAUUUCCUUCGCAAACAAGUGACGAGCCGACCCCUGUCAGCUCUUCUACCGAUCCAGCUCCUUACCCCGCAUUUCGUCUCAAAAAUCCUGCCAUUGUGUACCCGGGUCACCGACACCGUGCCGAGGUAGUGGUUGGAGAGUUGCCCCCUACCGACGCAUACCUCCUCGAGCCCCUCCAUUUGGGAGAAUACUUGCAUGUCGCACGAUCUGUCGGCUCUGCGGCAUCCCCCGCACACUUCGUCAUGAUCAUCGAUUCAGGGAAGAAACCGAUCGUCCUAGGCACCCACCGCAAGCUGGGCCGGCCCACCCCCGCUAUCUCCGCUAAGGCCCUGCCACAGGCGAAUGCGGUAAACCACACCGACCAGACUCCCCGACCUUGGGAGUCGGAUGAUCCGAGCAUGGAGGACGACCAAUUUCCCCUGCGUGACAUCCAGCUCAACCCUGAGCUGAGUCCGGACCAGCGGAAAGCUUUCGAGAAAGUGAUACUUUACAACAAGGACGCCUUUGGCUACGGUUCUCGCCCAAUAGGCUCUACCACUCUUGCCACCAUGUCUAUCCCCACAGGCGAUGCUCCUCCUGUCUCCUCUCCACCAUACAGGGCCUCCCCUCAAGGGAGAGAGAUCAUAGACACUGCGAUGGCCGAGUUGUUGGAACAUGGCAUUAUUCAGGAAUCGGAGUCUCCGUGGGCGUCGCCCGCUAUCAUUGUCCAGCAGAAAGGGAAGUCCCGGUUCUGCAUCGACUACCGUAAGGUGAACAGCUUUACCACUCCCGAUCAAUACCCCCUCCCAACCGUCGACGAGAUCCUCUCCCAGUUCGCCGGUAUGAAGUACUUCUCCACAUUCGACGCGAACCGCGGUUUCCAUCAGAUACCACUCGACGACGACGCCAGGGCAAAGUCGGCCUUCCGAACACACCAGGGUCUCCACGAAUAA
This is a messenger RNA of Cryptococcus wingfieldii CBS 7118, 3060 nucleotides long. RefSeq lists its product as hypothetical. The record is from RefSeq and is a predicted model, not a curated record. Bases 1 to 3060 code for a protein of 1019 amino acids. The transcript has a single exon. NCBI's taxonomy places the organism in Eukaryota, Fungi, Basidiomycota, Tremellomycetes, Tremellales, Cryptococcaceae.